This is a messenger RNA of Colletotrichum karsti, 10179 nucleotides long. RefSeq lists its product as uncharacterized. Lineage: Eukaryota; Fungi; Ascomycota; Sordariomycetes; Glomerellales; Glomerellaceae. Bases 1 to 10179 code for a protein of 3392 amino acids. The record is from RefSeq and is a predicted model, not a curated record. The transcript has 2 exons.
AUGAAUUCGGAAGAUAGCGUCGACUACUGCCCCUACCGGCAGAACCUUGACCUGAGCCAAGUUCAGACGCAAGACUUCUCCAAUGUCAGCUACUUCCAACAAGGUUCGGAUUCCGAACUGGAAAAUGAGGGCGACGUAUAUGCCAAUGGCGUGACAUAUCCCUCGCAGCCGGCUCCGACGAGUAGUAAGAAGAGCAAGAAGAAGAGCAAAAAGGACAAGAAGGCAGCAGCUGCCGCAGCUCAGUACUACAACGAAGAACCAAUACCGCAAGAGUUCUCUCCCAUCCCCGAAGCUCCUUACGAGCCUUACGAGGAAGUCAUUGCCGAAGACGAGUGGGCGCCGCCACCAACAACAACUUCCAAGAAGGAGAAGAAGAAGAAGAAAAAGAAGAGCCAAAAGGAGGAAGCUGUCGCCGCUCCUCCUCCCCCGCCCCCGCCGCCUGUCGAGCCAGAACCAGAACCAGAGCCUGAGCCCGAGCCCGAGCCCGACUUAGAGCCAGAACCGGAACCUGAGCCCGAGCCGAUCGUCGAGAAAGAAGUCCCGGAGCCGACGCCCCCUUCUCCCAAGAAGUCGAAGGAGUCAGCCAAGGAAGCCGUCAAGGAAUCCUCGAAAGACUCCAAAAAAGACAAGAAAGACAAGAAGAAGGACAAAAAGAAGAAAAAGAAGGGCGCCAAGGACCCCGAGCCUGAGCCGGUCGAGAGCUCUAAAUCCGCUCCCCCGCCUCCUCCCCCUCCCGCCGCGGAGGACGUUAAGCCAAAGAUGGACGAACCGGCCGCUCCGCCACCCGAGGCUGUGAUCGAACCCAAGGAGGAUACCCCCGUUGCAGAGCCCGCGCCGAGUGCCGAACGCAGUCUCGGUGAAUCCAAGGACGACGACAAGGGCGACUCCAAUGCUGCCCAGGUCGCCGCUGGCGCCGCCGCCAUCGCGGUGGCUACUGGCGCGGCUGUUGUCGCAGCGGACGCAAUUACUUCUGACAGCCCUGACGGUUCCAAUGAGGAGGAGAAGCAGGUUGACGGGGACGACAAGCCGGUCGAAGCCGUCUCAGACGCCCAAGGCGAUGAGGAACAACCAGACCCCAGCGACGAGGCCACGGACGCUGCUGUUGAAGCUGCCCCUGCCGAGGGUGAGCAGCCUGCUCCAGAGUCUCCAGCUGAAGAGGAACAACCAGCCUCUGCAGACGAGGUGAAGGACGCUGCCGUUGAAGAAGUCGCCGAGAGUGAACCGCCAGCUCCGGCAGAAGAAGCUACCGACAACGCCGAUGCUGUAACUGAGGAGGCACAGCCAGCCCCUGCGGACGAGGUCACAAACGCUGCCGCCGAGGAGGCCGUUGAGAGUGAACCGCCGGCUCCAAGCGAGGCCGUUCCAGACGCCCCAACUGAAGAGGAACAACCACCUCCGGCAGAAGAGGCUGCGAGCGAUGCUGUCCAGGAUACCCCCGCUGAGAGCGAACCGCCAGCGUCGAGCGAGCCUGUUCAAGACUCUCCGGCUGAGGAAGACCAAGCUCCUGCUACAGCUGAGAACCCCAGCGACGUCGUUGAGGAUGCUCCAGUAGACGCAAGCACCAGCGAUGACGCCCCUGUUGCUGCAGCUGGCGAGGAGCAACCGGCUGUUGAGGCUACACAAGAUACCGUUGACGACAGCGCCCCCGACAGUGAACUGCCAGCUGUUAGCGAACCAGUUGAAGAGCCAGCGGCUGAGAAGUCAACAGCUGAUGAGCCCGCUGUCGAAGAGCCCGCAGCUGAGGAGGCCGCAGUCGAGAAGCCAGCAGCCGAAACGUCGAAACCUGAGGAGCCUACCGCUGAGGAGCCCUCAGCUGAGGAGCCAGCAGUCGAGGAGCCAAAAGCUGAUGAGCCCACAGUCGAGGAGCCAGCAGCCGAUGACCCAGAGACUGAGGGAGCAGCUGCUGAGGAGCCCAAAACUGAGGAGCCAGCGGUCGAGGCGUCAAAAUCUGAGGAACCUACCGCUGAGGAGCCCGCAGUCGAGGAGCCAAAAGCUGAGGAACCCACCGCUGAGGAGCCAGCAGCUGAGGAGCCUUCAGUCGAGGAGCCUACAACAGAUGAGCCUACAGCGGAGGAUGCCAGCAACGUCGUUGCGGAUGCCCCAGUAGACACAAGUACAAGCGACAGCGUCCCCGACACUGCAGUUAAGGACCAGCCCGCUCCUGCAGCCGAUGAUGCUGACAAAGCCGUUGAGGAUGCUCCUGCGGACGAAGCUUCAAGUAAUGUCGUCGAUGAAAAGGCAGAUCCUCAAAGCGAAACUGUCCCAGACGCCGUACCGGACGCUGUUCCAGUCGAGACUAGCGAGAGCCAAGAUGCUUCUCCGGAGGUCGUUGUGGAGGCGCAGAGUGACGAACCAGCUCCUGAGCCCGCCACUGACAUCCAGCCAACUGAGGGAUCGGACGAGCAAGCUUCCCCUGAGGUUGAUGGCAGCGAUCCAGCCCCGCCGGUCGACUCUGUUGAAGACGCACAGAGCGAAGAAGUCGUCAACAAAGAGGAGCUUUCAACCGAGGCUCCAGAGGCCCCAGCCGCUGUCGAGAGCUCAAUGCCUACCGAGAGCCCAGUAGACGACAAGCAGGCCGAACCAGGUCCCAGCGAGCCAGAAAACGCGACAAGUACCGCACCAGUCGACAACCCCGACGAUGUCAGUCCCGUGGAAGCCGACGCGACUCAGGUGAACGACGAUGCUGAGGAGGCGACUCCCGUAGAGGAACCGGUCGAGCAAGCCCCGCCUGCGGCCGAGUCUGAGGAAAGCACCCCUGAGAAGGCACUUGAAGAGACUGCCCCCUUGGAGGACUCCCCAGAAGAACCAACGCAGGCCUCCGAGGGCGGCGAGGUUCAAAAGAACACGGACACCUCGGCAGAGCCAGUUGAACCUCAACCGCCGACCGAAGAUGCCGCCGGCCCAUCCAGCGAUGAGCCGGCCGGAGAAGCUGUCGUCGAACCAGUCAAUGAGGCGGCUGAACAGGCUGAACCAUCCGAUAGCCCUGCAGACAGUACUCCUUCCGGCGAUUCUGACGACACCAACGCGGCCGCCGAUGACUCAGUCGAGCAGGCCGAGCCAGACAAGGCCAAUGAGAGUGUCGUCGAGACAGCCCCAGUUGAAGAUCCCGCGCCCGUGGAGGAGGACAAGAGCGCUGAACCCGAAUCCUCAGAGUCUCAGGAACCCGCAUCCGAGACAGCACCAAGCCAAGAUACGGAGGCGGAUGCAAUUCAGACUCCCGCCGAAUCUGCGGAGAAGGACGAGGUCGCUGACGGUCCUGAGAGUCCCGAAGCUGCACCAGUCGUUGACGAGAAGUCCGGCGAGGAGCAAGCUGAAGCAUCUCCGGAGACCACCGAGGUUGAAGAGACACAACAGUCUGAUCCUCAGGCGGAAAGCGGCGACACUGCAGCUACACAGGAAGCCGAUCCUCCUGCUGCGGCUGAAGAACCCGCCGCAGAGCAGUCGACUGAGGCGCCCAUCGUACCCGAUGAUGACAAGAACGCCGACGAGGACAAGGCCGACGCGCCCGAGCCGACAGAGGCACAGUCCGAGACGCCCCAGGUCGAGGAAGGCGACAAAGCUAACGGACCCACAUCGGAGCCGGAGGCGGAGCCAGCCCCGAUCUCGGACGCGGACGCCGCUGCGGAUGUGGCCCAAGCGUCAUUGACCGAGCCGGAAGGUGGGGCCGACGGCGAAGCUGCGGAACCACCUGCCGAGGUUUCUCAGGAAGACGGUGCUCCGCCUAGUAACGAGGACACAGACAAUACCGCUGCCGGCGACGAUGGUGCGGUGCCCAGUCCUGAGGUUGAAGGCGAAAGCUCCAAGCCGGAUGAGGACUCAGCUCCAGAGGCCGCCGUUGAACAACCUGUCUCCGCUGAAGAUGUUCAGACUACCAGUGAAUCUGCGGACAAGGACGAAGACGCCACAAACGUGACCGAAGAUCCUGUGCCAACCGAAAAGGACUUGUCAAGCGGUAAACCGGAUGAACCUGUCGCCGAUGAAGCUGAAAGUGGAACGCCUGAAGAUGGCAGCGACAGCAAGCCCGAGGAAACUGUUUCUGAGCCUCCUGCCGAUCCCGAGGCGAAACCUGAGGCAGAGGAGCCCCAAGAAACACCAGCGCCUGAUUCCACACAGGAUGCCGAACCGAGCUCGGAGCCUCAGCAAGCAGAAGCACAAGAGGAAGCCGAGAAGACUCAGGCAGACGACGCUGUGCCGCCUGAACCUCAGGAGGAGGCUAAAGCAAAUGACGACGCCGACCAGUCUGCUGUAGAACAAGAUCCAGCCGUCGACGAGCAGCCUCCUACUCAGGAAGAAUCUGCUGCGGCUGAACAAGAGCCAGAGACAGCCCCAGUUGACUCCGCAGAUCAAGACACCUCCGCUGCUGGGGACGACGUGAAAGCAACUGACGAUAACGUCGAGGCGCCUGAAUCAACGGAGGCGCAGCCCGAGACUGCUGAGUCGGCUCCGACGCAGGACGAAAGCGAGGCUCCCGCCGAACCUAGCGCCCAGCCAGGGCAGGCCGGUGAGACCGAAGGUGAAGUCGCUCCUCCCGAAGAUUCGGCUGCCUCGACACCCACGGACGGCGACAAAUCCGAGGACCCUCCCACGGAACUGGAACCAGAGGUAGCGGAAGCGCCCGUCGAGCCUUCGGAGCAAGAAAAGGGCGCGGAUGCUCCUGAAACCGGCAACGACGGCGAGGUUCCCAGCGCUGACGCUGAAGGCGCAAGCUCCAACCCGGAUGGCAAUUCAGACGACAAGGAUGCACCAGUGUCAACAGAAGGUAUGGACCAGUACGAGAUGAUCAGCGAUGGCAAGGAAUUCACUUUCGCCGAAAGCGCCAAAGAACAAGUUUCAACUGAGCUAACAAACCCGCCUCAAGAAGACACGAAACAGCCAUCAGAGACUGUGGUUGAUGGCAAUGAAAGCACCGAGGCCGAGGAGGCCACCAAGGCCGACGAAGAACCUCCUGCACCAGCCGAUCAGGACCCUCCAAACGACGAUUCUGGUGAUGCCAGCGCGCCUGCAGAUGAGCCGACGGAUGAUCCCGCUCCCACAGCCGAUGGCGAACAAGAAGCAGCUCAAGAUGCCCCCGUCCCAGCUCCGGAAUCAACCGAUGAGGCGCCUCCAGUUGAGAGCGAGCCUCCCAGCUCGACUGAGGAGACUGCAAAGGAGGACGUCCCUGCGGCUGAGGAAGCUGCCGAACAAGAAGCCCCUGCGGCCGACGGUCCGGAGGCCGAAAAGGCGCCAGCUGAGGAAACCACCGCCGACCAGCCUGACGGGGAGACUCAACAGGAGAGUCCAGUCGACAACGCCGAGCCUUCGUCUGAGCCUCAAGCUCCCAGUGAAGAGGUCGCGGCCGAGAGUCAGCCUGAUGCUCAGCCUGAGGACCCCGCACCAGCUUCAGAAGAUACUCAGCCAGAGACUGAGGCAGAGAACAAGGACGUGGACUCUCCCCCAGCUCCAGAGGAUGCUCAGCCAGAGAAGGAGGCAGAGAACGACCCUGAGCCGGCAGCCCCGGCUCAGGAUCAAGAGUCUGCCCCUGAGGACUCUUCGCCAGCUGGAGAUGAUGCCCCGAGCUCUGAUUCGCCGAAGGAAGAGACAGAAGCGCCAGCCUCUGAGGUUGUUGCCGACGAUUCUGAGCCCCCCAGUGGAGAAGUCGCGGCCGAGAGCCAGCCUGAUCCUCAACUUGAGGACGCUCCAGCCGUUGCAGAAGAUGCUCAACCGGCGGCCGAGGCGGAGAACAAGGACGCAGCCCCUGAACCGGCAGCCGCAGCUGAAGAUCCCGCGCCAGCUCCGGAAGAUGCUCCAACCUCAGAUCCGCCUCAGGAAGAGACGGAGACGUCGGCUGAGACCAGCGAUGUAACUCCUGAAGCGGUCGUCGCAGCUGACGAUCCCGCGCCAGCUGACGAUCCCGCGACAGCUGAAGAUCCAGCGCCAGCUGAGGAUCUUUCGCCGGCUCAGGAUGAUGCCCCGAGCUCAGACCCGCCGCAGGCGGAGACAGAAGCGCCGGAAGAGACUGUUGCCGCUGAACCUGCCGAGCCUGAUGCGGCCGAGGAUGCGCAGCCAACUCCUCCAGAGACCACCGAGGCUUCUGAUGCCAAGCAAGAGGAUUUGGAGGCCGAAGGCAAUGAGGCGCCAGAGGCCAAGGACGCCGACGAGGCGCAGCAGCCCGACUCUCAGCCAGAGGGAGAGACAACACCAGUCGAACCUGAAUCAACACAGCAAGAGGAGGGCGAGCCCGCGGCUGAUCCACCUGCGCCUCAGGAGGUCGUUGACACCCAGCCUAAAGAGGCCCUUCCGGAGACCAAGGACGCGCCCCCGGAUGUCGAGGAAGCCGAAGGUGGCGGGGAACCACCCGUCGCCGAGGAACCAGAGCCAGCCGACCAGUCUACGCCCGAUCAGGACGAAAAGACAGAGGAGAAGCCCGCAGAACCUGCUGCUGAGGCCGUCAGUGAUCCUGCUCCAGAUGCGCCAGAGGGUGAAGUUGGCGGGGACACCGCGGAUCAAAAGCUUGACUCUGAGGCGCCCCCAGCAGCUUCCGACGAAGCCGAUAAGGCUGAUUCGGGAACCCCAAGCGAUCAGGUUGAAGCUCAGGAACCAGAGGUUACCGCAGCUGAGAGUGCCGCGCCUGAAGGAGAAUCUGCCGAGGAAGCCGUUCAGGAAGAAACCAAGCCUGCUCCUGAGGAACCAACCGAGAGCUCUGUCACUGAAGAGGCUCCUCCCGUCACUGAAGAAGAGGCCCCUCCUGCAACUGAAGAGACCGCUGCUGCACCAGAAGAAACCCCUCCUGUUGUUGAAGAAGAUGCCCCUACCGUCACCAAAGAGGCUCCACCUGCUACCAAGGAAGAAUCCCCUCCUGCCGCCGAAGAGGCGACUCCUCCUGCUGCCGAAGCGGAGGCUCCUGCUGCUGCUGAAGAGGAAGCCACUGCUGUACCGGAAGAAACCCCCUCUACUGCUGAAGAGGCGGCUCCUCCUGCCGCUGAAGAGGAGGCUGCUGCUGUACCAGAAGAAGCUCCUCCUGUUGCUGAGGAGGAGGUCCCUCCUGCUGCCGAAGACGCGGCCCCUCCUGCUGCCGAAGCGGAGGCUCCUGCUACUACUGAAGAGGCGACCACUGCUGUGCCAGAUGAUGCUCCUCCUGCUACUGAAGCGGAGGCUCCCGCUGCCCCUGAAGAGGAGCCUGCUGCCGCUGCCGUUGAAGAGGAGCCUCCUGCUGCUGCUGCUGCCGAGGAGGCAGCCCCUCCUGUAGCCGAAGCGGAGGCCCCUGCCGCUCCCCCUGAGGAGGAGGCGGGUGUUGUACCAGAGGAAGCUCCUCCUGUUGCUGAAGAGGAGCCUGCUGCUGCUGCCGCUGAAGAAGAGCCUCCUGCUGCUGCCGCUAAAGAGGAGCCUGCUGCUACUGCUGCCGAAGAGGAGCCUUCUGCCGCUCCUGCCGAAGAGGAGCCUUCUGCUGCUGCCGCUGAAGAGGCAGCUCCUCCUGUUGUCGAAGUGGAGGCUCCUGCAGCUGCCCCUGAAGAGGAGGCGGGUGUUGUACCAGAAGAAGCUCCUCCUGCUGUUGAUGAGGGAGCCCCGGUUGCUGAGGAGGCUGCUGCCGUUACUGAAGAAGCCCCUGUUGCUGAGGAAGCUCCUGUUGCCGAAGAGGCUCCUCCUGUCGCUGAAGAGGAGAAGCCAGCUGAAUCUCCGGACGAGAGCCAUGCCGCUGAAAUUGCGGCAGGUGUUGCUGCGGCUGCUGCUGCCGCAACCGCUGCUGCUGUUGUUAGUGAUCAAGCUGGCCCAGAGGCUGCGCAAACAAGAUCUUUGGAUGCGGAGGAGAGCAAGGACAAAGUUGGUCCGAUUGCUGGUGAGGAGAAAACAGGUGAGAAUUCCCUUCCUUCCCUUGAAUCCGAUUCCCCCGAUGGAGAAGUACGGGAAGGAGAGGAAGAAAGCAACCCCGAGAAUGGAGACCAGGAUUCCCAGGAAAACCCGGACGCCGCCGAUGGAAGCAAUGAGGACGAGCCUCAACAGAUACCGGAGGAGGGUGAAACAGCUACGAGCAACGAGAAUGUCGAUGUGCCAGAGGCCCAGGAAACCGAGGAAACCGCGCCGCCGGAACAAGAAAACGCGAACGAGGAUUCUCAGCCCGCCGAUGACAACACUGCCGCUGCCCCCGAUGACGUUCCUGAGAGCACGCCUAGUGAUGAAACCCCUACGGCUGUCGAGGCCGAGCCGGAACCCGAGCAACCCCCUCCUGAAGAGCAGGGUGAGGGCGAGGAGGGCGCCGCUUUAGCUGAGCAGCAACCCGCAGAGGAGCCUUCAGAGGAGCCGGAGAAGCAACCAGAGGAGCAGCCUGAAGAGCAACCCGCCAAUGAACCCGAAGUCCAACCUCAAGGUUCAGAGGAAAGUGAGACGACGCCUGAACAAGCAGUCGAAAGCCCUGAAAACGAUGACCAGAACGGCGACGAUGCACUCGUCGCUGGUGCUGCGGUGGCUGGCGUUGCGACCGCAGUUUUGGCUGCUCAAAUUGGCGAAGGUUCGGAUUCAAACGAUGCCCCAGUACCCGAAGCUCAGGCGGAUGAGACCAUGUCACGUCGAGGAUCUUCAGACAAGCUCACGCAAACUCUGGAGGAUAACACCCCACUGCUACCUUCUGCCAUCAUUACCAGUCAAAAGACACAAGACGUGGAUGCCGACUUCUCUCCGGUUGAAAGAGAGGGAUACUCGGAUCAAGGAACACAAACCGACAGCUCGGUCUGGGGUCUUAGACCUUCGACGCCUGCAGUUGUCCUCCCUGAUCUUUGCGAUCCCACUUCACCGGCCUCCAGGCACAGGGCGAAGGCUCUUAGGAGACAACGCAAGGUCUCAGUCGCUCAAGCCGAAGAGCUCGUCGCGGCGGCAGUGGUCAUUUACGCUACGGCCCAGGCUCUCAGCCCACCGAACAGUCCCUUCUCUCGGUCCAGCACAGCCCUUGUCAAGGCGAUGCCCAGCUUCGAGCAACAGAUGAAGAUGAAGCCAAAGAAGGACCGACCCUUUUUCUCGAGGUUCCUACCAAGCCUUCUAUCCAGACGCAGGAGUACUACCACUACGGGAGCGGACAAUGUCGCUGAACUUGAAGCUAACGAGUUUACAGAAAGAAAAGAAGCAGAGUCUCGCGAGAAGCAUCGCAGACACCGCCACCAUUCGACCUCGUAUUCCAGUCGCGUGCGAGGCGACGACGAAAGCCGCGAUAGCAGCCGCCGCUACUCCUCGCACUCCCACCACUCCCACCGACGGCACCGCACCGAUAGCGAACGAUCCGCUCGAUCUCGCGACACAGCACCCAGCACCCCGCCAAGAACCCCCAGGAGACAAGACAGUGGGUUCUCGGACAGCCCUCAAAGUGCUUCCCAGCGCCGUCAUCGUGGUGAAAGAAGCGAACGGAGCGAGCGCAGCGAACGCACUGAGAGGAGGAGCAGCCGUUCCGAACGCACACCAGAGGAGCAAGCUGCCCAUGACAAACGCAAAGAACUGCGGAAGUUGGCAAAGGAGAAGGAGCGUGAGCGUGAGGCCGAGAUCGAACGGGAACGUGAGCAUGAACGAGAAAAGGAGAGAGACCGCGAGAGGCGCAGAGAAAAGGCGCGCCAGCGUGACAGAGAGCGCGAGCAGGAGGAGGCGGACCGAGCUCGCCGCAAGGGAAAGGAGCCAGAGGUGCCGCCCAAGCCAGAGGAGCCCGUGGAACGCAGUCGCCAUCGGUCUCGUCGCCACAGCACUUCCACUUCCGACGCCCGACCCGAGCGCACUUUCAGUCGCAGGGAAGCCAGAGAACCCUCCAUGGACAAGACGGAAAAGAGGAGAAUCUUCAGCACCAAGAACCCGGAAGGUGCGCCUUCAUCGACAACCCCUCCCCAGGUCCGUCCCCUUGUCAGGGAGGACCUGCCGAUGGGUGACGAGGCAGGACCACAAGAUGCCGCGGCAUCUGGUGAGACUCCCAAACGGUCACGCUCCACCAGGCACCACGUCCGCCGCUCCGAGGACGGCGAAAGGGCCAAGCUGCGAAAGGUUCGCGAGCAGGUCGCCGAGGAGGCGAAGCGCGCAGCAGACAAGGACAAGCCCCGCUCGAAGCACUCGGACGAUACCCGUCGCAGGGCUCGCGAAGACGAGAGGAGGAAGACCAGAGACGUCGAGAAGGAGAGGGAGAAGGAGAAGGAGAAGGGCGGGAUCAAGGGCAUGUUCAAGCGGUUGUUCGCCUAA